AAUAGCAGUUUUUUGUUUUCGGCGUAAAGAACACAAGAAUUCCAAAUUUCAAAAACUGAAAAUAAAGUAAAAUUAACAGCAAAAGAUAAUCUAUAAGAGUUGAAGAUACGCAGAUUGGAAGAGAGAGAGAGAGAGAGAGAGAGAAGAGAGAGAGUGAAAAAAAGGAGGAAAAUAAAGACAGCGAACGAAAGAGAGUAGAAAGGAAGAAAGAAGUAACAUAAAAAAGGGAUAAUUUUGAAAUAAAUUAUACAAAAAGAAAAGGAAAAAAUGUCCAACAACCAUGUAGGCCUCACUUCGAAGGAACCAAUGUUAGCCGAAAGUGAAGGAAGAAUGCAACAUAUUUCGAAAACUAAAAGUGUAUUAUUAUGGAUGAAAAAGAACUUAUUGCUGGAAUUAACCGUUUUAGCGGUGCUUAUUGGAGGUGUUUGUGGAUUUCUUGGCCGUUUAGCUAAUCCAAGUCCCGAUGUUAUACUUUUAAUAUCUUUUCCGGGUGAACUGUUAAUGCGCAUGCUUAAAAUGCUUAUUCUUCCCCUGAUAAUUUCAUCUCUAAUUGGUGGAUUAUCGCAAUUAGACGCUAAAGAAUCUGGAAAAAUGGGUACUAGAUCAUUAGUUUAUUACUUUGGAACAACUAUAUUAGCGGCUAUUGUGGGCAUAUGUUGCGUUUUAGCCAUUCAUCCAGGAGAUUACGGAAUAAAACAAGAGUUAGGGACUGGUCGAAAAGAAAAGACGGUCUCUACAAUGGACGCCUUUUUGGACUUGAUAAGAAAUUUAUUUCCGGAAAAUUUAGUUCAAGCCUGCUUUAAGCAGGUUAAAACUAUAUUCGUUUCAAAAGAAGAGGAUUUAAAACCUUUAGCAGAGAAUUCAACCAACUUUCUAACAACAGUGGUGACACCUUUUGGAAAUUCAUCGAAUGGAACCGAAGAAGCAAAACCAGUUAGAAAAUUGGUAUAUAGUGACGGCACAAAUGUUCUUGGUGUAAUAGGAUUCUGCAUUGCUUUCGGAAUAAUCAUUGGUCAGAUGGGAGAAAGAGCGAGGGUAAUGGUUGAAUUCUUUCAGGUUUUAAGUGAAAUUGUUAUGAGAUUAGUUAAUGUAAUUAUGUGGUAUUCACCCUUUGGCAUCAUGUGCUUAAUAGCUGGUAAAAUAAUGGAAAUAGGUGAUUUGGCAACAACAGCAAGUCAACUUGGUCUAUAUAUGUUGACCGUUAUUGUUGGCUUAGUCAUACACGCCUGUGGAACUUUGAGUCUGAUUUUCUUUAUCACAACCCGUAAGAACCCAUUCAAGUUCUUCCGGGGUUUCCUACAAGCUUGGGUUAUGGCAUUAGGCACAGCAUCAUCAGCAGCCACUCUUCCCAUCACUUUUAAGUGCCUGGAAGAAAAUAACGGCAUUGAUAAGAGAGUCACGAGAUUCGUUUUGCCAAUCGGAGCAACAGUUAAUAUGGAUGGCACGGCAUUAUACGAAGCCGUAGCUGCAAUUUUUAUAGCACAAAUGAACAACGUGCAUCUAAAUGCCGGAGAAGUAAUUACUGUUUCGCUAACGGCAACUUUAGCUUCAAUUGGAGCAGCUUCCGUUCCCAGCGCCGGUUUAGUUACAAUGCUAUUGGUAUUAACUGCAGUUGGUCUACCUACAAAGGAUAUUACAUUAAUCGUUGCUGUUGAUUGGCUUUUAGAUAGGAUACGAACAUCCGUAAACGUGAUCGGCGAUAGUUUUGGAGCAGGAAUCGUUUACCAUCUAUCGAGGAGGGAGCUAAUGGAACAAGAUAGAGAACGCGAACGGCUAGAAGCGUCCGAAGAUAUGACAGAAUUCUCGGAAACUCCCCUUAAGCGAAAUAGUAUGUCCAAAGCAGCAAGAUCGAAAGGCGAUUGGGUUUAAAUUGAAAUAGAAAUCCAUUGUGUUAUUUAGCUUUGCCUAGUUUACAUAGAAAUGUAAUAUUUUCUACUUUUAACUCGUAAUGUGUUUAAGUAAGAGCGACGUAGAAAGCGUUUCUCUUGGAAUGGAAAAUGACGAAGUGUGUAUUAUAUUAAUUAAGCCUACUAAAACAUUUAACAAAGUUUAAAUUGUAAAUGAUGAAAGAAAUAGAAUAAAAUUGUCUACAAAUUUUUAAUUAAUAUUAAUUUUAUGCAUAGAUUUUUUCAUCUUCCAUUCUUUACAUAUUAUUAUUAUUAUUUGAAAUUUUAACCACUUAAUCUAUAUACUUAAUAUUUCCUGAAUUUCCAAAUUAUAUAGUGAAGAAAAAGACAAAAAAAGGAUAAUUAUUGUCUAUAUAAUGAAUAAAGACAAGGGUAAAAAUUAUAUAUAUAUAUGUGUGUGUGUGUGCAUGCAUGUAAGAGUGUAUCAAUUUGUUCUACAUGAUCCUUACAUUUGUAUUACUGAACCUACCUGCAGUUUGAUUCUUAUUAAUAUGUAACACCUUCUAAGAAAUUACACUGGAGAGGAUACACUGCAUAUUAUAUUGCAUUGUUUAAAUUAUGUGUAAUGUACUAUACAAGUAUAAUGAUAUAUACUUCUACAUGACUAUAAAUAAAUAAAUAUAUAUAUAUGAAUCCUGUAUACUUAUAAAAAUAAAGUGAAAAUAUAUAUGAGUAAAUACCGUGCAGUGUACAUAUACAUA
Messenger RNA from Dimorphilus gyrociliatus, 2608 nucleotides. NCBI's taxonomy places the organism in Eukaryota, Metazoa, Annelida, Polychaeta, Dinophilidae. The record is from the annotation of a GenBank genome assembly.